CAUACAACAUCGCCAUGGUUGUCGUCGCUUCCAACUGUUUGAAUUUAUCAACCAAAUUCUGAAGCAAACCAGUAAGGUCAAACGUCAAAUUAAUUGCCGAAAUUUUACUCACAUAUUAUAAUAGGACCACCGUGUUCACCUUGGGCAAAAUUCGUUUGCGGUUAAGACGAACCUACAUUGAAGCAUCAACUUCAGGUGGAAGGAAACACGUCGACACACAUCCAAUUUGACUCACGUCUUCGUCAAACCUUCAAGAUGAGGGAGCGCAGAAAGUCGAACAAGAACGUGGACAUGACGUCCCCGUCCACUGCGACUCCUCCUACCGACGUAUCCCCAUCCACAAAGGCUGUGACAACACCGCGAGGCGGCUCUGCCAAGGACAUAUCGUCUAGUCCUUUAAACCUACGAAUCACAAGUUCCCAAGGACGACCUCUAUUCCCCAACUUGCCGAAGCACCCGAAGAUGCCUGACACCGAGGGCAAGAAAACAGCAGGCUUCGUCAAACCUGAAGAUGACAAGAAGGAUUACAAGUGGAACAGUAUGGCAGAGAUGAUCAGUGCGCACGUGGAAGAGUUGAAGGAGAGACCGCCUCUAGGCACGCCCAAGGAGGGGACAAAGCAGGGUGACAAAGUCGAUGGAGAAUCUCAGCAGACAUUGCAGAGCAAGGGAAAGGGAAAAGAGAAGGCAAUCUGACCUAUGAAGUCGAUGGGAUUGAAGAAAGGAAAUGCUAUGCCAUGCUUUCCAAGAUGUCACUAUACGUCUUCGGACAAUAAGGUUGAAGAUAGCAUGAGAGGGUAAAGUCCGUCGCUUUAAUUAAAAAGGGGUUGGAGCAGAGUUCUAGUAUUGCAUCAUAAGGCCAGUAAACCGUAUAAAGUGGAUAUCCAAUCCAUAUUCCUCAAGCAUGUAACCG
Molecule: messenger RNA, 910 nt
Organism: Annulohypoxylon truncatum
Lineage: Eukaryota; Fungi; Ascomycota; Sordariomycetes; Xylariales; Hypoxylaceae
Exons: 1
Coding region: 256-693 (145 amino acids)
Source: RefSeq, a predicted model, not a curated record